Molecule: messenger RNA, 996 nt
Organism: Sclerotinia sclerotiorum 1980 UF-70
Lineage: Eukaryota; Fungi; Ascomycota; Leotiomycetes; Helotiales; Sclerotiniaceae
Exons: 4
Coding region: 1-996 (331 amino acids)
Cellular component (GO): Cdc73/Paf1 complex
Molecular function (GO): protein binding
Source: RefSeq, a predicted model, not a curated record
AUGUCUAAACAAUACUUGACGACGCACACGAUCGAUAAUGCCCACAAAACCGACAUCUUCUCUCUCGCCGUCACGCCCACCUCCAUCCUCUCCGCCUCGGGCACAUCAACCCUCAAAAUCCACAGCACGCUCACCACACCCCCCUCCCUCACUCAAUCACUACCCGCGCAUAAACUCGGCUGCCACCACAUCUGCACCUCGCGAUCUGGAACCGUCGCUGCAUCCGCCGGAUUCGAUGGUACAGUGAGUAUUUGGACCAAUAGCGAGUCUAAGAGCGAAAACGCCGCGGAAGAAUGGUCGCAUCAUGGUUAUGUUCUCGAUGGUAAUAAACCAGGGGAGAUAUGGGCGCUGGCUUUAAGUGCAGAUGGACAAUUUCUUGCGGGCACAAAUGUAGAUGGGAAGAUUGGGGUGUGGGAUUUAUUACAGGUGGGUGAAGAGGGGAAAGGAGAGAAUGCGGGAAAGAAAAGUGUAGGCAAGAAAAUUCGCGAGUAUGAGACUAAGGGGAGUUUUGGGUUAUGUGUGGAUAUUAGUGCGGAUGGAAGGUUUACGGCUAGUGGGCAUGAGAAUGGGGGUGUUUAUGUUUUUAAUAAUGAUACCGGGAGGAUGGUACAUAGUUUACCUGGUCUCGUCCAACCAAUCCGCACCAUUGCCUUCUCACCCCUAUCUACGUAUCUCGCAGCCGCUGGAGACUCCGCAACUAUAGCCCUCUACUCCGUUGCCCAUGGCGAACAAGUCGCUAACAUGACCGGCCACACUGCAUGGAUUUUCAGCAUAGACUGGAGUUUUACAGGUGAGUACCUGGCUAGCGGUGCAUGGGAUGGUAAAGUAAAGGUAUGGAGUGUAGAGGGUAGAAAUUGUGUAGCUACGCACAGUGAGACGGAUAAAGCGCUUUGGGCCGUGAAAUGGUUGCCAAAAGUACAGGGCAGGAGCGAGGCGUUUGUUACAGGGGGAGCAAAUGGAAGUUUGAGUUUCUAUAGGGAAGCUACUGGUGGUUGA